This is a messenger RNA of Vicia faba (fava bean), 849 nucleotides long. The record is from the annotation of a GenBank genome assembly. Lineage: Eukaryota; Viridiplantae; Streptophyta; Magnoliopsida; Fabales; Fabaceae.
AUGAGAAAGACGAAGAAGAGUAGCAGUACUACUUCAGAUUCAGAGUAUUGUCAAGCACAACAACCACCUGUAACUGCGGAAGAAGAAACAACUCCUCCUCCUCCUAAGCUUGACGAUGGUUUCUAUGAAAUUGAAAGGAUACGCCGUAAGAGGAUCCGAAAGGGUGAGCUCCAGUACCUCAUUAAAUGGCGUGGGUGGCCUGAAACUGCCAACACUUGGGAGCCACUUCAAAAUCUACAAUCGGUACCCGAUCUUAUUCAUGCAUUUGAGGAAAGCCUCAAAUCAGCUGGUGGUGCCGGAGGAGGAAAACAUCACCGCAGCAAGGGAAAACGCACAACCACUCUUCCACCUCACCCUCAACCCCAACCACCACAACCUACUAACGCAGAUCCUCCCACUGGCCUUCAUGCAGACAAUCUAGCAACACAUUUCCAGCAAACUCCUGACAAUCUUCAAUCGCAUGGGGAUCAGCCUCACCCUCAGCCUCAGCCUCAGCCUGACCGCACCAGAGGAGCCAAAAGGAGAAAACCCGCUUCCGUUAAAAGGUUCAAGAAAGAGGAAUGUGCUUCUCAUACUCAAACGGUUCAUACUAACAAUACAGCUGCCAAUGACAACUCUGCUGGUGGUAAACCUGAACUGGCCUGGACACCAACUAUUGUCAAGAUUCUAAAGCCAAUAGGAUAUUCAGCUUCUCUAUCCUCCUACAUGCAGGAUGUUUCCGUUACCUUUAUGGCUAUGAGGUCUGAUGGAACAGAAGUGAUGGUGGAUAACAAAUAUCUCAAGACAAACAAUCCUCUUUUGCUGAUCAAUUUCUAUGAGCAGCAUCUCCGAUACAAUCCAAGUUCUUAA